Polyodon spathula (Mississippi paddlefish) is the source of this 1796-nucleotide messenger RNA. Its product is annotated as regulator of nonsense transcripts 3A-like. Gene Ontology annotation, molecular function: telomeric repeat DNA binding. Bases 8 to 1447 code for a protein of 479 amino acids. Lineage: Eukaryota; Metazoa; Chordata; Actinopteri; Acipenseriformes; Polyodontidae. The transcript is spliced from 11 exons. Gene Ontology annotation, biological process: nuclear-transcribed mRNA catabolic process, nonsense-mediated decay; positive regulation of translation. Gene Ontology annotation, cellular component: nucleolus; cytoplasm. The record is from RefSeq and is a predicted model, not a curated record.
GAGAGCAAUGAGGUCUGAGAGGGAGGUGAUGACCGUGGGUAGGGAAAGAAAGAUAGUCGAAAUACAUUUUAGGGAACAAGAUUCUAACCCAGCCAACAUCAAGCACAAAGAAGAGAAAAGAGAAGUCUUUACCAAGGUGGUUAUUCGACGCCUGCCUCCCAACCUCUCAAAGGAACAGCUUGAGGAACAACUUAACCCUUUGCCUGCUUAUGACUACUUUGAGUUCUUCUCAGCUGAUCAAAGCCUUUAUCCACACCUUUUCUCAAGAGCAUACAUCAAUUUUAAAAACCCUGAAGACAUAGUUCUCUUCAGAGACCGCUUUGAUGGAUAUGUAUUUAUAGAUCACAAGGGCCAAGAAUAUCCUGCUGUUGUGGAAUUUGCGCCAUUCCAAAAGGUAUCCAAAAAGAAGCUAAAAAAGAAAGAUACCAAAUCUGGCAGUAUUGAAGAAGAUCCUGAAUACAAAAAGUUUUUGGAGUGUUAUUGUGGGGAUGAAGAGAAGGCCACUGCCAAUCCUGAGACACUUCUUGGAGAGAUAGAGGCAAAGACCAGGGAACUUAUUGCUAAAAGAACUACACCACUUCUGGAAUACAUAAAACAUAAGAAAAUAGAAAAGCAGAGAAUCAGGGAGGAGAAGCGAGAAGAAAGAAGACGAAGGGAGCUGGAGAAAAAACGCAUGAGAGAGGAGGAGAAACGGAAACGCAGGGAAGAGGAACGGCGCAAAAGGAAGGAAACUGAAAAGCAGAAGAAGCUAGCAGAGAAAGACAUCAAGAUUAAGCUCCUUAAAAAGCCUGAUAAGGAUGAUGAGCAAGACCUGGACAAGCUGAAGGAAAAGGGAGACUGUGGAGACAUCGAAAAGGGGAAGUGGGAUAAAAACAUGAAAUCAAAACAGUUAGACACUGUAACCAAAGACCAAAAGGAGAAAGUGCAGACAGAGAGUGACAAAGAGCAGCGAGAGCAUGGGAGGCGGUUAAGAGAGAAGGACCCCGACAGGCUGAGGUGCCGUGAAGAUGAGCGUAAGAGACAGAGACACCACUACGAGUUUGACAAGUUCAUGAGACGAAAGGAAGAGACCAAGUGGGGAAAGGGAUACUGCCACGACAGGGCUAAGAAAGACAUCCAUAACAGUUAUUCAUAUUGUCUGGAUGGUGACAAACUGGGAAAAGAAGACAGGGGAGAUGAUCUAAAAGACCGCAUCCGCAACAAGUCUGUGUUAGUGCAUCAAGAGAAAAGGACCUCCCAUUCAGAGGGUCGUGACGUGAUAGGAGGGGCUCUGCCAACGAAGGACCGUCCGGCAAUGCAGCUCUACCAACCUGGAGCUCGCAGCAGAACACGCCUGGGAUCUGGUGGAAAAUCUUACGACUGCUCCAGCAAGUCUCCAGUUCGCAUUGUCGACAGGAAGUUUGAAGCAGCUACAGGAACUGGAUCAGAGAAGAGUGGAGAAGAGUAGCAUCUCAAUAGUUUCAGAGUAUUAAGGCACAAUUCAUUCAACGUCAUUUAGGGUAACAUCUGCAAAGAGUAUCACAUUCAAAUUACAUUUGUUUUAUAUAGAGAAAAAAUGUUAAAAAAGACAACACACACUUUGCAAUACUCAAUUAAGCUACCUAUUGAAAAGUUGUUUUGAUGAGUCUUCAGUGUUAUUUAUGAAAUUAGUGCCAGACUUUACUACCUGAUAGAAGUUUUUUGUGCAUCAACUACUUUAUGCAAUGCUAGGAAAUAAUAGUGUUUGGUUUAAUUUGAAAUGUUUACUUGUGAUGCACUUUACUUGUCCACACAUUUAUUCCAUCUGUCUCCUAAAG